CGUCACGAAUUUACUUUUGUGAAAUCUUGGGACGAGUUGCGGGCAGAAUACUGUACUCUGUCAGCAAAGAAUAACGGUUAUAACUGGGAGCCUUUAACAGAAAAAAAAAACACUUAAAUUGGGUUCACCCCCCUCAUUGAAGCUCGCUUUGUAGGCCUCCUAGGAAUACCAAGACAUCAAGCCAAGUUAUUUAAAAAAUGCUGAAGUCGAUUGUUCUUGUAACCGUAGUCCUGACUUUAUCCUUCGUACUGAAAGCUUCAGAAGCGAAAAGAGUUGGGGAAGGGUUUUGUUAUAAAAAGCUCAACUCGAAAACGGGAGAAUGCAAGUCAAAGAUGAAAGUAAAGCAACAAAAGGUCGACUGUUGCUCAAGUGGUGGAGCUGGAUGGAGCGCCAGACGAAAGGACAGAGCACAGUGUGAACCAUGUAAAACCUCUGUAGUAGAAACAAGUUACUGGGGCGCCUGGAGUGAGUGGAGUAAUUGCAAUGCAACAUGCGGUCCAUCAUUCAAAGUCAGGACAAGAGAGUGCAUCUCAACAGGAAUCAAAAGUUGCAAAGGAAAGAAUGAGAAAUCGAAGCCUUGCCAGACUGAACCCUGUCCAAUCGAUGGAGGAUGGUCGCUCUGGGGAAACUGGACAAGUUGCUCAGUGACCUGUGGAAAAGGCCUUCAAACACGAACUAGAAAUUGCAGUAACCCUACUCCCCAGUUUGGCGGGAAAGAUUGCCAAGGAAAGUUGGAAGACGCGCAAUCCUGCAGUGACACGGAGCAUUGUCCAAUUCAUGGAGGUUGGGGUGAGUGGAGUAACCAUUGGUCGGAAUGCAGCGUGUCAUGUGGAUUGGGAAUACGGACACGUGAGCGGGAGUGUGACAAUCCUAAGCCUAAGUAUGGUGGUAGACCGUGUGAUGAAAAAGAACGUCAAGAUGUUAGAUACUGCAGAGAACAGAUUUGCGAUCCAGAACUUUCGGCUUCCGGCUCUGGAGAAGGCUGGGAAUCAGGCAGUGGCUCGGCAUCUGGCUCGUCGGGUGAUUCCGGUGACUGGGAGGAGCACAGUGGAAAAAGGGCCUGGAGCGAUGAUGAAGACUUAUGAGAGAGAGAAUGAUUCUUGGGGAGUCUUUAAGCAAAUCUCUGCAAACUAUGUUAGUGUUUAUGCAGUUUAGCAGUUUAAUUUUAAAUGUUUGCAAAAUUUGUAGCUGCUAUUUUUCAGAUUACUGGCCUUUUAGCUUUCCUCUUUCUUCAAUAAUUCGUUCAUUUUUAAUGCUGCGUUAAACUGUUUUGACUUUAGAGGCGUUUCCAGCUAAAAGUCGGUUUAAUUUCUUUCUUUCCAAAUGGACCGUUGACUUAUAUCGUCAAAGGUAUUCCGAGAAUUGCAUGGUAGAAAGACAAAAUAACCAGCAAUCCUGCAAACCUUCCACCACGAAAGUCAAACCCCAUGCAUGCAGUGAGUUAAUGUGGUACUAACUUUACAUUACCUCAUUAUAGUAAAGUGGUUUGUGAAGAGCGGAACGUUCACUCGUUUCAACAUAAGUCAAAAUUGUGUUUUAAAUUAGUUAGUGGGUUUUUAUGACCUUAAUUUGUAAAACUUUUAGACUCUUUCCCACUUUAGUAAGUUUAGAAGGAAAUAUUUUAGGUAGUUUAGACACAUAAAGAGUUCUCUGUUUUUGUUCAACAGACUAUAAAGAAAGGGGUGUGCAAAUUUUAUGUUGUUUCAUUUGUUUCAAAUAUCGACCAUUGACAGAGGAUACUUCUUUUGCUGAAAUCUUUUUUGUCUUCGACGUUCAGUGUGAGGCAUAGAAAAGACAUGAGAACUUUAAAAGUACCCACCAACCUAAAGGAAAAUCUAUGGAAAGGGGAGAAAAGUGAGUGAGAGGAAAACUGUUCAGGUCUCAAGAUCAUAAGAAAGCAAGGAUAUUGAAUCCAUUGAAAUACGUUUACAUUGAAUCAACCCUGAAUGGCACUGAUGUAAUGAUAUACGCGUCUAGUUUAAGGACUGUGUCUGAACUUUGUUUCUGUUGUUGUUUGUUUGUUUGUUUUUCUUUUUCAUUUGAACCUGAAAAGAUGUUCUUAAGUUUCUAUUUCCAAUCUUUUAAGAUUUUAGCAGUUUUUUGGUGUAUCUUCCCAUAGUUCUGAAUGAGAGAACACAGAGAACCCUACAACCGAAGAUGUUCUACAAUGAACCAUGUGAAAAGACAUGCAAGCCCGUCCUUCAUGUUUAAAUUGUCACUAAAGGCAAUUGAUAAAUGGACUGUGUGGGCUCAAGUUUACAUUUUAUCAGAAUUUAAAACGUUGUCGAUAUAAACGUCCUCAAGUGACUCAGCUUUG
Molecule: messenger RNA, 2317 nt
Organism: Orbicella faveolata
Lineage: Eukaryota; Metazoa; Cnidaria; Anthozoa; Scleractinia; Merulinidae
Product: thrombospondin-1-like
Source: RefSeq, a predicted model, not a curated record